This is a messenger RNA of Aegilops tauschii subsp. strangulata, 789 nucleotides long. The record is from RefSeq and is a predicted model, not a curated record. NCBI's taxonomy places the organism in Eukaryota, Viridiplantae, Streptophyta, Magnoliopsida, Poales, Poaceae.
AUGCCGUCGUGGCCGAACAGCAACGAGACGUCGGACGACGAUGACGAGUACAUGAGCGAGUUCAGCAGCAUGCAGAUGGAGUACUUUCAAACUCCUGACACUGUGAUAGACCCUAGUUUCUGUGGGCUUGUGACUGAAUCUGACAGAAGGUGCGUCCUGCACAGGCAGAGGGCGGGCAAGUUUGUGGCAUUUGAAGGCACUGACACUGGCAGGAGAUUCAUAGGAUGUGCUACUGAGGAUGGUGUGAACUGUGGUGUUCUGGAGUGGGUAGAUGCCCCCUGGCCUGUAAUUCUGCAAAGGUGCUUAAGCAAGCUCUGGGAUAUGUAUCAUGAGCAGAACCUUGGUAGAGCCCAGGAUAAUGAGGCUCAUGGGAUAGAGGUUGCAAAACUGCAAAAGGAGCUUGAUUCUCUGGCCAAUCAGUAUAGCCAGCUGGUGGAUGAUGUGUCCAAGUUGUUUGAUUUUCAGGAUGGAAUCAUAUCUCAUGACAUGGAUUACACAAGCCAGGCAAUCAAUGAACUGAAGGAGAAGAAGAAGCAACUUGAGGAGCAGGCAAAGAUUGAGCUUCAAAUGGAGAAGCUUAAGCUCAAGAAAGAACAAAGGUGCAUCCUUCAGAGUCAAGCUGAUAUAAUCCAAAACACAAGGAAGGCCAUGAAGGAGCUAGAGGUGGAGAAAGAUCUCCUUAAAGAAGAGAAGAAGAAGCUGGAGAAUGUCAUUGCUGAGCUCCAUAAGGUUGGUCAUGGGUGCAAGGAAAAGCUAGACAAGAUAAAGGAAGUUGUGAUGGAGGAGUGA